UUUCACACAAGCGCCGCGCUCGCAGCCUAAGGCCAAAAUAUUUAGACAGUUCUCAGCGCACAGCAGCUGUGGGCCGCUGGACUCUCAAAAGUGAGCCAGAGCAUUGCACCUUGUGACGUUGGUGACUAGUUCGCAAACGCCAGCCGCAGCGCAGAGAGCGGUAGCGGUGCAAAGAACUGUACUUUACGCACGCCGAACGCUAGCUGUGCAAAGAACUGCACUUUACGGACGCUGAACACUAGCGGUGCAAAGAGCCAUGCUAACCGUGCCCGAAUACAACAUCAAUGCAAAACAGCGCGAAUUCGCCGGACACACGGGCCGCGUCUUCGACGUCGACCUCGGCCAGGACGGUUUGUGCGUCACGGCAUCGGAAGACGGCACGGCCAAGGUCUGGCGCCUGGCGGACGGCCGGCUCGAGGGCGAGGUCGCGCAGUCGCAAACGAAGGAUGAGGUCCUACGCGUCGCGUGGGCGCCUCCCAUUGUCCGGGACGCCGCCGGCGCGUCGCUGCUGGCCGUGGCCGGCGCGGACGGCUUCUGCAAUUUGUGGCGCGGCGACGACUGGUCGGCCCCGAAGUCACUACAGCGGCUCGACCACGGCGGCGACCAGGUCUACGGCUGCGCCUGGUCGGCGUGCGGCGACGCCUACGGUGCUUGGUUAUUAACCGCAGCGGGCGCGGCCGUGCGGACCUGGGACGUGAACGCCGGCAAAAGCAUAAAGCAGUGGUCCUAUCAAGAACCGCGGGGCGACCAGGCUUAUGUCUUCGACGUCCAGCCGGCGCCGCGCGACGCGGACGACGCGUUGCGGGCGACGAUCGCGUGCGCCGUGUCCGACGGCACGGCGCGCGUGCGCGACGUGCGCCUCGACUACGACGCGCGGGUCCUGCGCGCGCCCGGCGACUCGAAGGUGACGGCCGUCGGGUGGCUGGGGGGCACGGCCGUCGCGUCGUGCUAUGGUGACGGCUGCUGCCGCGUCUGGGACGCGCGGACUUGGAAGUUGCUGGGGCGGCUGAAAGGGGCGCAUGCCUCGCCGUGCUACGGCGCCGCGAAGACCGACGGAUUCGUCGCGUCGUGGGCCGCGGAGGGCUUGGCCUUCUGGAGCUGCGAGGACGCGCUGAGGAAGGCCGACGCUACUAAAAAGGCCACGGCCCCCAUCACCGAUGCCGCGGGCAACGCCGUGCCCCUCUUCCAAUGCGCGUUUUCGUCUUCCAAUAUCGUGGUCUGCGGCGGCGCCGGCGGCAAGGGCGAUGCCAUUGUUCCGUCGGUCUUCGUCUACGACCUGUCGAAAAAGCGGAGCCGGGGCGACGAGGAGGACGCGUCAGAGAAGAGGCCGCGCGAGAGCUUCUUCGUGUGAAUUUUGUAUUAUUGUGUAACAACAUAGGAC
Molecule: messenger RNA, 1381 nt
Organism: Pelagomonas calceolata
Lineage: Eukaryota; Pelagophyceae; Pelagomonadales; Pelagomonadaceae
Source: the annotation of a GenBank genome assembly